AUGGAUCGCUGGAAGGGCCUGGCUCGCCAGCUCACCUGUGCUCGGGCCUGGCUCUCGGUGGGUUCGGCUAGCAGCCGGGGUGGACCUGACUCGAAAACGGUAUUGCAUGAACCAGGCCAGGGCCAGGACCAGGCCGUGAUCGAGUGA
Messenger RNA from Chaetomium globosum CBS 148.51, 147 nucleotides. RefSeq lists its product as uncharacterized. The transcript is spliced from 2 exons. NCBI's taxonomy places the organism in Eukaryota, Fungi, Ascomycota, Sordariomycetes, Sordariales, Chaetomiaceae. The coding region runs from base 1 to 147 and encodes 48 amino acids. The record is from RefSeq and is a predicted model, not a curated record.